This is a messenger RNA of Fusarium redolens, 1556 nucleotides long. Its product is annotated as cytochrome P450. Gene Ontology annotation, molecular function: iron ion binding; heme binding; monooxygenase activity. The transcript is spliced from 3 exons. The record is from RefSeq and is a predicted model, not a curated record. Lineage: Eukaryota; Fungi; Ascomycota; Sordariomycetes; Hypocreales; Nectriaceae. Bases 1 to 1521 code for a protein of 506 amino acids.
AUGUCCACUUCACUUAUUCUAGUUACUACCAUUCUGGUAUCGCUAUCUUUUCUCAUCAUCAAACACAGACAACAACCCAACAAAGGCCCCCUGCCACCUGGGCCCAAAGGUCUACCACUCUUUGGCAACAUACGUGAUCUCCCACCACCCGGGACGCUAGAAUGGCCUCACUGGCAAAGACACAAAGAGAAAUACGGGCCGAUUACUUCAGUUUCUGUGCUUGGACAACAUUUUGUCAUUUUGCAUGACAGGCAAGUCAUCAUGGAUCAUUUGGAGACGAGAGCGCUGAAGAGUGCUUCACGCCCCAAGCUGGUCUUUGCUGGAGAUAUCGUUGGGUAUGAUGGUGUUAUGGGUAUGAUGCCGUACAACCGAACCUUUCGGAUGCAUCGCAAACUCACAGCUACCCAAGUCAGCGCCAAGUCCAUUACCCGAUUCGAGACUAUUCAAGAGCUAGAGAUUCUCCGAUUAUUGAAGAGAAUCAACCAAGACCCCAACUAUCAGAAUCUUCCCGACCAUUUGAACCAGGUAUCCGGCUCGAUCAUGCUCCGCAUCCUCUACAACUACGAAACAGACCCCAAGAGUAACGAUGACAUCGUCGCCAUGGCCAAUCUCGUGAUGGAAGAGUUCUCUGAAGCUACCACUCCAGGUGCAUGGAUGGUAGAUUUCAUCCCUUGGCUUCGAUACCUUCCGGAAUGGAUGCCGGGCGCUGGGUUCAAGAGGACUUCCAAACUCUUCCGACAGCACCUCUUACAAAACGUUCAAGACCCAUACAAAUACGUCAAAGGGCAAAUGGCCAGUGGUGAAGAUGGUGUUUCAUACGUCGCUGGUCUUAUAAAAGACAUUCACCGCAAGAUUGAUCCAGAGGAGGAAAGUAUCAUCGCAUGGACUGCAGCUUCAAUGAUGAAUGCAGGAACCGACACUACCGGCGCAACACUUCUCGCCUUCUUCGCAGCCAUGGUUCUCAACCCCUACGCCCAAAAGAGAGCUCAAGAAGAAAUAGACCGCGUCAUCGGAGACUCGCGUCUCCCCUCAUUCUCCGACAAGGCAAACCUUCCUUACAUCAACGCCAUAGCCCAAGAAGUCCUCCGCUGGCACACCCUCGCCCCAAUGGGCUUUCCACACAUGACGACAGAAGACGACACGUACCGCGGCUACUUCAUCCCCAAGAACACUCUUCUCUUCCCAGCAGUAGCAUCUCUGACGCACGAUCCUGAAGUCUACCAUGAUCCAAUGGAGUUCAAGCCAGAACGGUUCUUUGAGCCGUAUAACGAGCCGUCCCCGUUGGACCUUGUCUUUGGUUUUGGGAGAAGAGCGUGUCCAGGACGGUGGAUCGCUGAGCAGACCCUGUUCUUGAGUAUUGCACAGACAUUGGCGGUUUUUGAGAUUAAGAAAGCGUUGGAUGAUGAGGGGCAAGAGAUUCAGGUUGUUUAUGAGCAGUUGCCGGGUGUUAUAGCCCGUGUGAAGCCUUUUCCGCAUAGGAUUGUACUUAGGAGUGAGAAGUACAGGAAAUUCAUAGAGUAGAUAGAUUGAUAUGUAGUUGAGUUUCAUUGCAAACC